Molecule: messenger RNA, 7264 nt
Organism: Danio aesculapii
Lineage: Eukaryota; Metazoa; Chordata; Actinopteri; Cypriniformes; Danionidae
Gene: espl1
Product: extra spindle pole bodies like 1, separase
Exons: 32
Coding region: 187-6738 (2183 amino acids)
Biological process (GO): meiotic chromosome separation; proteolysis
Cellular component (GO): centrosome; mitotic spindle; cytoplasm
Molecular function (GO): protein binding; cysteine-type endopeptidase activity
Source: RefSeq, a predicted model, not a curated record
CUUCGCUUUUUCGUUCCGCUGCUGUCAUCCAAAUAACGGCGACGCGCCAGUGGAAAAAUAAGGCAGUUUUACUUUUAUAUACAUGUUGAGAAACGCUGUAUUUCAAAACACUCUAAAAGAGUGUCAUUUUCUCAAUAUCUGACCGCUUAACCGAGAGCGGUAGCUGACAAGCUAACAGAUCCGACAAUGAUGGCAUUAAAGAGCUUGAAAACAGAAGAGUACGUUCAGCAGUUAUCUUGUGUCAAGGACAUUACAGUCCUCCACAACGAACUAAAGAAACAUGUGGAUGGUGGCUUGGGUCCUUAUGGUCGCACAAUGUGUGAUCGUAUCAUCAGAGCCUGCAACCAGCGGCUGGGCAGCGGCUCCGUGGAUGCUGACCUUCAAGAGCGGAUAGUGGAGCUGGUGGAACUGGCUGUCCAAGGGUUUCAACUGCUUGAAGAGUCCGGCAUGCAGAGCAACCCCUUUUAUCUGGAGAAAAUAGUCUUUCACAUCCUACAGAAAGUCGCAAGUCUUGGAGCUCAUGGUCCAGCUUGUCGACUGGGUCAGCUCGUGUAUAGAAGACUGAAAUGUUUGUCUGCAGAGAUUGAUGACUUUAAUGUCCUGGUGCGCAAUUGCUUCGCAGUCUUGUGGAACAGUCUCCUCUCUAACAAAUCAAGUGCUUCCACCCUCCCUCCACGAGACAGACUCCACUGUCAGCUGCAAGCUUUAACAUUCAGACUCCUUGAACAGGGGUCCAGCUCAUCAUCUUCCCCAUCCAAAGUUCCUCUGUUUGUCGAGGAAGCAGUAGUGGAGUACGAACGAUCAUGUGGAGGUUUUACUCAAGACGAUGUACGUUUUCUGACCUCUGAAUUGCGUGAGUUAUUCUCUGGUGCUUUAUUCAACCCUCAGGACUCCGGAUCUUCUACUUCACUGCUGGCCGUGUGGUGCGAGGUGGCGUUUAAAGUGUCUAAACUGCUCUGCAAAAGUCGCUUUUCAACUGAGGCUGUUGAACUCUUGCGAGGCACUCUAAAGGAGGUUGAUGGUCACGUUGGCCUGCGUUCCGCUCUGGGUCUGGCAGAUCGUGCAGUGCAGAUGCAGUGUGUGUUAAGUUCUGGAGGUGAAUGCAGUAAAAGCUUCACUGAAUGUGCCCGUGCUCUCCGGAUGUUGCCUCGUGGCAUUUCAAGCUUAGAGUCUCAUGCCCUGUUAGAGGCUUGUCAGCUGGUGGUUUGGACGUUAGAAGCUAGUCAGUGUAAAGGAAUGGAUGUGACCACUUUGUUGGCUUGUUUUUCCUUUUUGGAAGAAUAUCAGGAAUUUCUGCUAACACAGCAAAAGAACUCCUAUUCGCUGCAGGUGCAAUACUCCCUUUGUUUCAGUUUUUACCAGGGCUUCAUCUGCACGUAUGAUAGUCUUCAUGGAUCUCAGGUGUCUGUGGGUGAUACUUUGGACAGAGUGCUUUUGUUCUGCCGGUCGACCGCAGGACGUAUGCUUGCUGAACUGCGGACGCUCAGUAAUGACAACUUGCUGCUUAAAGCAGUGUGUGCAGUGAAUAAUGUGGUGUACGAGCUGUUUAACAGGAAGCUGUAUGAAGGAGCCUUUGGAUUGUCUAUGAUUGUGUGUCAGGUGCUCUGUAAGGACUGCCCACCCUCUCUUCCUGUGGAUCGGGUCAACCGCUGUUUCAUGCUGACAGUGCAGUGUAGUCGCCGAGCAGGCCAUCUGGAGCAGGCUCUAGACUGGAUUGUUCGCUGGAUUCAGGCUUUGGGCUCACAGAUUCUGGAUCAUCUCGCCGAACCAGUGUCGAUGUGGGUCAAAACCAAGUGUGAUGCCGCUAGAGCAGGAGAGGAUGACACACGCCUGAGGACUCUGAGGGACGGGUUAGGAGAAACAUUAGUGGAUGAGGAGGUUAUGAUGUGUUUGUUGGAGGAGGAGUUGCGUGUAUAUAAAGAGCAGACUGGAGAUACAGCGCAGGAACGCUACAACACACUCUGUGACCUCUUGGAAAUCUGCCAUGAAGAAACCCCACACACUCUGAGAAGAGCCACUUAUCUGUGUGAGAUGGCACAGGUUGUGUGCUAUCAGGACUUCAGCCAGCAGACUGACUGCUCAGCAGUUGAUUUUACCCAUGAGGCUUUGCGGUUGCUGGAAGCAGAACCAGAGAUGGCAGAGAAUGCUGAUAGGCUGAAGGAUGAGAAAGCCCACGCCUCCCUGUGGCUCUACAUCUGCACUCUUGAGUCCAACCUGCAGGAGGCUGUGGACACAGAGAAGCGUUUGUGUGCAGUGCAGGAGGAGAAUAAAAGAGAUGUGAAUAUGGAUCCUGUUCCCACAAAUGAUCUGGAGUACGAGGACAAACAGAAAUCACAGGAGAGCCAGUUAGUCUACGAUGGACUACGCUUCAACCUGCUGGCUCACAGCAAGCAAAGUGAGCCUCUGGAUAGAUGUUUGUCUCUAUGGCGGAGUCUCCUCAGAGGGUCUGUGCCUGCAGUUAGAGACCCUAAACUUACAGCUUCUUCAAUGACGUUGAUGGCUACCCUCUACACACUUAUGGGCAAGCACCUGCAAGCUCUGGAGGGAUAUCAGCUUGCUGCCGCCCUUUUCAAUGUACUUGGCGAUGGCCAGAAUAGUGCCAAUGCCUUCUGCCACUCUACCAGGAUCUUGCUUUACCUGGGUUCACCGCAGCUUGCACAGGUGGAGUUAGAAAAAGCAGAAAAGAGCUUGUCAUCUGUCUCCAUCUCUGAGGGGACGUCUAUCAUAUCCAUGAUGGCUAUGUUGCAAAAAGCACAGCUACACUAUGCUCUGGGACAGGUGGAGAGUGGCGUGUCCUGCCUGAUGGAGGUGAUAAAGGAAUCUGCUCAGCAUCAUUCUAAGAGCUGGUACCUGCUCAGGGCUCGAGCACUGCAGACAGCCAGUGAAUACUUGAGUCUGGACACACAGGCUUUGGACUCACAGCUACGCCAGAGCAUCGUGCAGCAGGGUCUAAAGACUCCAGACACGGCUCAAUAUGAAGGGUUGAAGCUGUUGUGUAGCCUGGUGAUGAUGUUAUUGGGCAACGGGUUUUAUGGAGCCCCUGGACCAAACACUGACACUCGCUUUGUGGAUAAAGGAGACAGUGUUGUAUUUAAGUGGCUGUUGCUGAGUGAAGUGCUGGUGUGCUCAGAGAAGAUGGUGAUCACCAGGAGCAGCAGCGGAGCUGUUCAUGAAGCUAAAGCUCAGUGUCUAGAGGCUCUCAAACUGGCCACCAAACUGCAGACACUCAGCCACUGUGCUGAGCUGUUGGUUCUGAAAGCAGAGUUGGAGCUGAUGAAGGGUGCUACUGAAGCUAGUAGUUUAGACCUGGAGCAAGUUAGACAAUUACUUGAUCUCUGCACAGAUUUUGGCCUAGGGCGACGACAGAAAUCUGAAGUGAAAAUAAAACCACGCAAAGGCCGUCCUGCUGCCCCUUCUUCCUCUGGUCACAUCUCUGAGGAAGAGGAUGAUCUGAGUGGGAUCCUUAGCUCUCGUGCCCUUCUGAAGGAGCCUGUGGAGACCAUGGCUAGAUUAGGAAGCCAAGGAGCAUCUCCACCUCUGAAGCCCAAACGCCAGCAUGGCCUUUCCUGCCUGACCCAUGAAGAGACCUGCUCCUGUCCCUGCUGCACUGAGCUCAGCGUGGCUCGAGUCAGCAUCCACUGGGCACUUUUACAGGCAGAUCUCCAGACAGAUCCCGAAUGCUCUCUCAGACUACGCCAAUCUGCCAGAAAACGCUGCCGCAGUGUUGUAACUAAACUUCAGAGAAGUUUGGCAGCACUUGCACACUCCAAAAAAUCACCUAGUGUCUGCUUGUCACUGCUUCAGGCUGAACAUGGUAAAAUGCAUCUGGGUGCUGUGCUUCAGCUGCUCAGAACUGGAGACAAAGGGAAAGCUGCCAUCUUGUGGGAGGAGAUAGAAGCAGGAUUAGAGGCAGUGACGCCUAAAGGAGCACUGACACCAGAACUUGGGCCCAUCAGAGCUGCUCUACUGGGGGCUAAAGCUGUGGCCUGCUGCUUGGCGUUGGCCAUGAAGAAACAGUGUAUACCUGAAGAGCUGUUUUCUUCAACGUGGCACUGGAAUCCACCAAAAGUUAAACCGCAAUUAAAAUCUAAGCAUCGAUCCAAGAGUCCCGACCCAGCUCCUCUAGAGGCAGGUGUUAAACAUAACGCUAAAGUUAAGAGUGGACUUGAGGAGAAUGAAAGCAGAAAAACCAAAGAAUCUGCUGUCGUUUCGAAGAAAACUAAAGACUCUGUGCCCAAAAUUACCAUCACAAAAUCCUCCAUAGUUUUUAAAACACCCAAAGCAACGAGAACAAUCCGGCCCAAAUCUGUCUCCACUAGCACUGGCAUCGGUGACCUGAGAGCAUUUGACUUUAAUACAGAGGUGCCUGACAUUUCAGUCAACUUCACACCAUCAUUACACCGAUCUACAAACCGAAAUGCCACUGCAAAGUCAAAAGUCUCCUCAAAGGGCUCGUUCCAGGUUUAUAAAGAUUCUUCUCCUGCUGCAGAGAAAGCUGUAGUUGUCCCGGCUGCUCCUAAACGAACAAAGCGUUCUCGCUUCAAGGUUGAGUUCAGCGAUGAAAGCGACACGGAAGCUGCGCCUCCUGCUGUAAUGGAGAAGUCAGAGAAAAAGAAAAACGCCUCUAAAACAUCUCGCACUCUGAAACCAACCUUGAACCCUAUCUCUAGUGACACCAAAGUUGUGAGCUCCACAGUAGAUCCAGAACCCUCCAGACGAACACGGACCACUAAGAAAAGCACAGCUCUUCCCUCUACCGGUGGCCUCUCUUCUGAGGAAGAACCUGGAGUAUCUUCACAGACACGUACGCGUAGAGGACGACCAAAGAAGAGCACCAGUUCAGCAGACGCAGAGGAGCCAGAGAGGAUGAGGAUGAUUAAGGAGGAAGAAAAAGAGGUUCUUUUGGAUGUCAGCAUGGAGGAGCUCAGAGGCUCUGACACGGAGACAAAUGACACUGGAAGUCCAGAUGCUGACUGUGAGGUCUUGAGGAGAGAUCUGGGUGCAGAUUUUGGCGGAGAGUGUUUCAGUGAGCUCAGGAGAGCUGGACAGAAUGGAUCAGGAUCUCACACACCUCUGCCACAUGCAACUACAUCUCUUGCUGACUUGUCAGUAGAGGCGGUCCAGUCAUACCUGCGCUCCUCAUGGCUCCUCCUGCACCACUUCCCGUCUCCCUCUCUUUAUCCUCAUAUCUGCUCAUUGCUCGCUCAGUCAUUUGGUCAGACUGAUCCCAUCAUCACAGCAAUGCUGCAUGCACAGGCACUGGGAGUGUCCACUCGCCACCAUAUGACCCGUCAUGUGGUUAACCAGUUCAGGAAGCUGAAGAAAUCUUGUAAUGAUGUAGCAGAAGGUCUUGGAGCUCUGAGUCUGGAGGAAACAUCUGGGAUGACGCAGUCGAAGAAACUUUCUGCGUUAGAGCAGAUCUUUUCAUUCACAGCAUCAAACCCAUCACAAUUUCCACAGACACACUGUCAGCAGUUCACACAGCAGCUGGAAGAUCUACCUGCAGGAGUGACCGUAUGCUUGCUGUCGCUGACGGGGGUGCAUCCAGAUGAAAUUGGCAACACUAUUCUUCUGACCCGACUGGAGUGCGGCUCUACCCCAAUCACAGUUCGAAUCCCCACUGCAGACAGAGAGCGAUCUGUUGCUGGCCUGUUGGAAGAAAUGGAUGGAGUCUUGAAAGGACAAAAGGAAGUGAGCACAGUGGCUGAGAAAUCACAGUGGUGGGACGGAAGGAAGGCUUUAGAUGCCCGUGUGGAGAAAAUGCUGGAGGAGAUGGAAGAGACUUUAGGAGUGUGGCGAACUCUUCUUCUGCCUUUGACCUCUGAUCCUGAGCUUGACGUUCAGGCAAAGAGCCUCCAAAAAGCUCUUAAAUCAACAAAGAUCACACAGGACAUUCUCAAGGUGAUUCUUUCAGCAUCUCCACUGCUGUCGCUGCCAGACCUGCAGUAUCUUCUGGAAGGAAUGAAUGUGAAUGACAAAGACCUGCUGAAGCUCCUGCAGAGGGGCGUGGCUGAACUGAGAGGAAGGGAGGAGCCACAGGGACACACUGUUCUGAUUUUAGACAAGUACUUGCAGAGGUUGCCGUGGGAGAACAUUGCUUGUCUGAAGUCUCAGUCUGUCACUCGUAUGCCCUCAUUACACGCAGUGCUUGGACACAGUCAUCUGAGAGAGGUGGAUUCAAGUUGUGUUCAGUCUUGUGGUGUGAACCCUAAGCAAGUUUAUUAUGUGCUAAACCCAGAUGGAAACCUGCCCGACACUGAGAAUCGCUUCAAAGAGUGGUUUACAGGUGAACGAACAUGGCAGGGGGUUUGUGGAAGGGCUCCUGAUCCAGAGAAACUACAAGAGGCCGUGACCACCAAAGACCUCUACAUAUAUAUCGGACAUGGCGCUGGAGCCCGCUUUCUGGAUGCACAGAGGGUUUUGAAAGUGCCUGUGAGGGCCGCGGCUCUUCUGUUCGGCUGCAGUAGUGCUGCUCUCAGUGUGCUUGGUCAGCAGGAGGGAACAGGCAUCAUCCUCAGCUACCUGACCGCUGGAUGUCCAUUAGUGCUGGGUAACCUGUGGGAUGUGACUGAUCGUGACUUGGAUCGAUUCACGUCGGCUCUACUCCAGUCUUGGCUCUCUGCCGAUUCUGGCUCUUCCCUUCUUCAGCAUUUGGCAAAAUCACGCAGCGCAACUCAUUUAAAACAUAUAAUCGGUGCUGCACCCAUUGCGUAUGGUUUACCGGUGUAUAUACGCUAGUGCAGAUUUUAAAUGCAGGUUUUAUUAUUUACUGGUGAUAUAGUGAAUUUUUAACGUAUAAAUGAUGCUAUAGGUAAUUUAAGGUGAGAUUUAACCUCAGGGUUUGUUCACUGCACCGAGAAUAAGCUCUGUUUUUAUUGAAAUUAAUCUUAAAAUCUAUGACUAGGCUUAACUUUGACUUCAAGUUUAAAGUGUUUUGCCAUAUUUAAGUCCUUUAGCAUUAAUUCUGCUGUUAUUGUGUGUUUGCAGUUGUAGAUUUCGAUUGCUCAAACCUCAAGAUGUUUUUCUUUUUUGUCUCAACACCUUUGGUUUUGAUGAUUUUUGUGUAAUUUUUGUUUUACAUUUUUAUUUUCUGUUAAGUUAUAUCAAAUGUCAAUCUGCAUUAAAAUAAAAUGAUUAUAGCAUUUGUUGACGUUGGUAGGGAUUUUAACUUUAUUGUUUACUCUUGUGCACUGUUCACAUUUACUACCCUUUUGUUAUGUUGGGGAUGAAAACAUCCACUGAAUUAAACUGCUGUAAAAAUGCA